Messenger RNA from Penicillium verhagenii, 549 nucleotides. RefSeq names its product putative DNA polymerase delta subunit 4. Gene Ontology annotation, molecular function: DNA-directed DNA polymerase activity. Gene Ontology annotation, biological process: DNA synthesis involved in DNA repair; DNA-templated DNA replication. Bases 1 to 549 code for a protein of 182 amino acids. Gene Ontology annotation, cellular component: delta DNA polymerase complex. NCBI's taxonomy places the organism in Eukaryota, Fungi, Ascomycota, Eurotiomycetes, Eurotiales, Aspergillaceae. The record is from RefSeq and is a predicted model, not a curated record. The transcript is spliced from 3 exons.
AUGCCACCCCGCCGUCGUGCAGCUGCCAAGGCGCAGUCAGCUAUUUCCUUCGGUACUCAGUCCCGGGUCACCAAGCCAGCAACCACUCCAGUCACUCAAAAUAAAGGAAAGAACCUCGAUGCGACUACGCUCCUGAAGACCGAGAAAGCUGCAUCCGUUACUCCCGAACCUCAACAUGAUGUUGCCACCGAGCCAUCGAAACCCCGCAUUACCGAGUUAGCUGUGCGCCAGCCUGCGCAACCCAAGCACAUUCAAACAGAAGAAGAGAAACGGGCAUUGAAGCUGUCCUUGAAAGAUAUACAGAAACACUGGAGAGAGCAAAGUGGUCGUAACUCAAUUCGAGUUCACCAUGAGGACGUGAAGCUAGAAGAGAAGGUCCUUCGAAAUUUCGAUCUGUCUAGUCAAUAUGGGCCGUGUAUCGGUAUGGAUCGGACUCAGCGGUGGCGCCGUGCUCAAAGAUUAGGCUUGAGCCCGCCGAUCGAGGUUUUGGCGAUUCUCUUGAAAGGCGAUCUAAAUGAGCAGUCCCACAUGGAGGAGCUAGUCUCUUGA